Molecule: messenger RNA, 647 nt
Organism: Arabidopsis arenosa
Lineage: Eukaryota; Viridiplantae; Streptophyta; Magnoliopsida; Brassicales; Brassicaceae
Source: the annotation of a GenBank genome assembly
GCCAAAAAAAUGGUUAUUUCGCUUGCGUUAUCGACGGCACCAAUGAGUACGACGAUUAUCUCUGCCACGAGGCGGUCCCAAGUUCCACAGCCUAAAGCUAAGAAAGUCAAGGCGGAGAAUAAGCGGCCAACGACGACGUCGACGAGCGGUUUUUCCGCCAGAACGAAGGAAUUGACGUGGCAGUGCGUCGAAGGUUGUGGAGCUUGCUGUAAGAUUGCAAAGGACUUCGCUUUCGCAACACCUGACGAAAUCUUCGACAACCCUGAUGAUGUGGAGCUUUAUCGAAGCAUGAUCGGAGAUGAUGGAUGGUGCAUAAACUACAACAAAGCUACACGCAAAUGCUCGAUUUAUGCUGAUCGUCCAUACUUUUGUCGGGUUGAGCCGGAGGUUUUCAAGUCACUCUACGGGAUUGAAGAAAAGAAAUUCAACAAGGAAGCUGUCAGCUGCUGCAUUGACACCAUUAAGACGAUAUACGGCCCUGAUUCCAAAGAAUUGGAUAACUUCAACCGUGCCAUCAGAAGUAGUCCGAGUUCGAGUUGAUAGUCAGAUGAACUCAAAGGCAGGUACUGAUUCAGUUUUUACUUGUUAAUUCAUUCCUUAAAGUUCCCUCAAUGCACUUUUGGUAUACAAUGUGAACAAUAGGCUUA